AUGGCCUUGUCCAGCAGCAACACCAAGUCGUCGAUGAUGCCGGUGGAAGGGCCGGCCGGUGCUCGCCCCUCGGAGAUCUCGGUAGACCCCUUUCCCAACACCGCCAACGCCAACGCCUCCGGCGGCGGUGGUGUUCCAGGGCCCAGCGUGCCGGGCGCGACGGCCGCUGUGGUCCGAGGGGACAUCGCGAAUGGGGUGGAAAUGUUCUUGGAAUGCAUGUCGCGGCGGCGCCUAAAGCUAGCGGCGGCGACAGCAGCAGCCUCGCCGAAGCAGGGAGGGGUGCCGGCCUGCAACGUGUUCCUUCGCGCGCUGGGGGACGCCGGGAGGAUAGACGACUGCGUCGCGGCCUACGAGGCCAUGUUGGCGUGCCAGCUCCGCCCGACGAUCGUCACGUUCUCCACCCUCAUCUCCCGGGCUGGGGCGUGUCGCAGGGUCCGUUUGGCGGAGAGAUUUUUCAGGGAGAUGCUCGAGGCGGGAAUUACCCCGGACGUCCAGGCCAUCAAUUCCCUCAUCAACGCCUUUGCGAAGGCGGGCAGUCCGGAUCAGGCGCUCAAGGUUUUCGACCAGAUGUCUCGCUAUGGCGUGACCCCUUCCGUGAUCACGUUCAACACGCUGAUCGACGCGUGCGGUAGAGCCGGCGACAUCGACCGGGCGCGACAGGUGUUCUCCCGCCUUUCCCAGGCGGGCCUCAGCCCCAACGACAGGACGUUCUCGGCCCUGAUCCACUCCCACGCCGUGCAGGGACAGGUCGACGAGGCGUUCUCUUGGCUGCAGGAGAUGCGGGCGAGGGGGCUGGAGCCCAACCGCGUCACGUACUCGGCGCUUAUCAACGCGUGCGGCCGGGCGGGGCAGCUCGCGAGGGCGUUCCAGACCCUGGACGAGAUGUUCGGGACGGGGAUUGAGCCCAACGUGGUCACGUGGACCACCCUCAUCGACGCGUGCGGGAAGGGAAAGGAGCUGGAGUGGAGCUUUAAGCUAUUCAAGGAGAUGCGAGAGAGGGGCACGGUGCCCAACGGGGUUACCUGCUCAGCGCUGAUGGACGCGUGCCUCAAGGCGGACGAGCUCGACCUGGCCUUCGCCGUGCUGGAGCACAUGCUCGACGUCGGCAUAGAGCCUACGGAGGUCACCUACACGUCCUUGCUGACGCAGUGCGCAAGGUUGGGCCAGGCGGACAGGGCGGGGAUAGUCCUCGACGAGUUGAACAAAAGGCGGCCGAACAGUAGCAGCAGCGGCGGUGGUGGUGGCCGAAACGGCGACACAAACGCCGCCGAAUUUGUAAGAGAAGUCGGACACGUUGACAGCGACACGCGCAGUAGCAGCGGCAGAGGCACGGGUAUCGGUGAUGUCGCGCGGAAGGAGGCUGCUGGAAGGGGACCAGCCACGGCAAUGGCUGGAACUGUUUCGGCUGAUCCAGCUGACAGCGAGAACGUAACGGAGGCGUUUUUCUCUGGAACGGUGGGGAUAACACCGGGGCCAGCGGGGAUCGACACCAUCGCGGGGCCUAACCCUUUGCCCCCCCCGAUGGCGACGGCGGAAGCGAUAACGCGGGGGGGUGCCACUACUGGAGAAGGAGGAAGCGGGGAGACUGCAACAGCACGGGGAAGAGGCGCUUGGAGGAUGAACCGCAAGCUGGAGAGCGACCUCCUCCAGCUCUUCGGCCAGGCGGACCAGGUCGACGCUGCGUUCAAGGUGCUGGAAGGGAUGGUGGAGAGGCGAGACUCACCCGACGGUGAAACUUGGCUGCUGCUGCUCAACGCCGUCGACACCGCCGGAGCCCUAGACAAGGCCGUGGAGCUCAUGGAACGCUCCAGGGCUGAGGGCCACGGCUCGGAGAUUAACGAGCUCACCUACUCGGCGCUCCUAGGAGCGUGUGGCCGCGCCAAGAAGCUGGCCCGGGCCUUUCGGAUUGUGCAGAGCAUGAGGGAGACAGGCGUGAAGCCCACCGAGGGGACGUACUUGGCUCUGAUGGAAGUGUGCCGGCACAGCCGGGACAGCAAGGCGGCGGUAGAGGUGUUCGAGGCCAUGGAGACGGAGGGAGUGCGCCCGGGUGUGCGGAGCUACACGUCCUUACUGAAGGCGAUAUCCGAAGAAAACACCCUUCGCACCCGCGCCCUUCAGCGCACGAGAAUGCUGGAGACACGCAGGUCGCCGCCCUCCUCUUCCGCGGUGCGUAGACCCGCCGAGGGCUCUUCCGUAGCCGCUGCCGCCAGCGCUCCCGGUGCCCCCGCCCAAAGCUCGCCCCUUCCAUCGACAGCGCCAGGCACGACUAGUGGCGGUGCCUCAACACUACCGCGAGAUGGGGUGGACGAUCGUGGAAAAUCAUUGGACGUUCGGGCCGAUGCGGUGGGAACGACGAAGGUGGUCGCCGGGGGCGGGAAAGGACCGGCUGCGGCGGCGACUCGGGCCCACGCGAAAGAGGAACCUUCGGUCAUCGCCGCGUGGAGUUCUUCAUCUUCCGGAAGAGGUACCGCAGGACCGGCUACAAAAGCAGGAGGGGUGGGGGGUUACGCAUCCAGCGGUCGGUCCGAAGCUUCUCUUCGCGGCCCCACCGCCGAUCCAACCGAGUCAUCACGAGCACCGUCGUCGACGUCCUCGGACAAUGCCAACCCUGCCCUGGACAACCUUUUCCGGGUGUUCCUCGUGUUCCAGGAGAUGCGAAGCAGGGGGGUGCGGCCCGACUUGCGCGCGUACAACGCGCUGGUCAACACGUGUGCGGACCUCGGCGAGUUCGACCGCGCCCUAGGGGUGGUUCGCCUGAUGGUAGACGACGGGGAAGGGGGAGGUCUCCAGCCGGACGCGGUGACGUACACGAGCCUGAUAAAGGCGGCCGCGAGGGCUGUCCCUCCAAGGGUGGAAGAAGCGGAAGAGAUUUUCGCGACGAUGCAGCAGCGGACGAACCACUUCUCGACCUUCGCCCGGCCCACGGAGGUGACGUACGCGCACCUCAUGAGGGCCUCGGUCAUGGCGGAGGACUACGGGCGCGCCCUCGAGAUCUGGCGGCAGCAGCUGUCCGCCGGGGUCGCCCCCGGGCCCCGCUCGACGCGGGCGGCGUUGGCGGCAUGUGGGGGGGCCGGGGACGUGGACACCGCCCUCCAGGUUUACGACGUGAUGCGCGAAGGUGGCAUCCGACCGAACAGCCGCGCUUUGCUCGACCUGGUCAAUCUCUGCCGCGCUAACGGCCUGCAGAGCGUUGCGGCUCGCAUUAUGCGGGAGCGUAGCAAGACGGAUGCCACCACCAACAGACGCAGGAGCAACGUUUCGAUGCGAAGAAAUUCCGCCGGUAGCACCUCCCGCAAAAGAAACAAAAGCACCAGAAACACGUGCAGCGCCAACAGAGGUAGCAGCACCAGCAGGAGCACCAACACUGGCGGCAACACAAGUAGCAGCGGCAAUGGCGGCGGCAGCAAGACUGGCACUUGA
This is a messenger RNA of Ectocarpus siliculosus, 3420 nucleotides long. The record is from the annotation of a GenBank genome assembly. NCBI's taxonomy places the organism in Eukaryota, Phaeophyceae, Ectocarpales, Ectocarpaceae.